AUGGCCACUACCGCAGCUGCAAUCGCCGCGGCGACUGGUGCGGUUGCAUACCUCAAUGGGAAAUACCACCUGGAGCAGGACAUCAAGAUGCUGAAGUUUCGGAGAGAUGCUGCGAAGCACUACGAAGACCUUGUACGAAGAAAGCUCCAAUCUCCCUGGUACUCUUUCGAGCCACAAGUCGCAAGAUUUCCAAAUGAGCUGUGUAUCUGGUCGCGCACCAAGACUUAUACUUGGCAAGAGACACAUGAUCGGGCCAUUCAAUGGGCUCAUUUCUUUCUGUCCCAGGGCGUAAAGCCGGGCGACAUGGUCGCCACGUAUCUCAUGAACUCUGCAGACUUUCUAGUCCUCUGGCUUGGUCUUUUUGCCAUCGGAUGUGCGCCUGCUCAUCUCAACUACAACCUCAAAGGCGACGCCCUGCUCCAUUGUCUCAAAGUCGCUAAUGUGAAGAUCUUCGUGGUGGACGAGGAGCCAGAAUGUGCCGAGCGAUUCGCAGACGUUAAAGAGAGGGUUGAAGAACUGGGUGUGAAAGCCUUCACCGUGGACGAAGCAUUGCUGCAGAAAGUUUACGCCGGCCCAACAAAUGACCCAGGUCCAUCCUACCGCGAGAAUGUCGUUGGCUCAGACCCAACAUGCCUCUUGUACACCUCCGGCACGACGGGCCUCCCCAAAGCUGGCAAAUUCAUGGUCAGCCGCUUCCACGAGCGCGGCUCACGCGAGAAACCACCGCUCGACCAACGUGCCGGCCCCGGCGGCGAUCGCUGGUACUGCUGCAUGCCCAUCUUCCACGGCACCGGCGGGCUCGCGUGCAUCAUGUGCCUCACAACCGGCCUGAGCGUAGCCGUGGGCCGGAAAUUCAGCGUCAGCACCUUCUGGGACGACAUCCACGACAGCCAGAGUACCAUGUUCGUAUACGUGGGCGAAGCAGCCAGGUAUCUCUUGAUGGCGCCCCCGCACCCCAGGGAAAGAGACCACAAGCUCCGUGGCAUGUACGGCAACGGCAUGCGGCCGGAUGUAUGGAAUCGAUUCAAAGAGCGAUUCGGAAUCGAGGAAGUCAUCGAGUUUUUCAAUUCCACAGAGGGCGUCCUGGCGAUGCUCGUGCAGUCGAAGAACGACUUCAAAGCCACGGCUGUAGGCCAUCACGGCGCCAUCAUCCGUACUGCCCUUAGAAACGUCCUCGUCCCCGUCGCCAUCGACCCGGAAACCGGCGAUAUCCUGCGCGACCCCAAGACAGGCUUCGCGCAGCGCACGCCGUACAACGUCGGUGGCGAAAUCCUCGUCGGCGUACCCAGCGAAGAAGCAUUCGCAGGCUACCACAACAACCCCUCCGCCACCGCGAAGAAAUUCGUCCGCGACGUGUUCAAAAAGGGUGAUUUGUACUACCGCUCCGGCGACGCGCUGCGCCGCGACGACGACGGGCGCUGGUUCUUCCUCGACAGGCUGGGCGACACGUUCCGGUGGAAGAGCGAGAACGUGUCGACCGCCGAAGUCGCCGAAGUCCUCGGAAAAUACCCGGGCGUAGCUGAAGCGAUCGUGUACGGCACGCUCGUGCCCAAACACGACGGGCGGGCGGGGUGCGUGUCGUUGCGCUUUGCAGACGGCGUGCGGCCUGAGACGUUUGAUUGGAAAGCGUUCCUGAGUUAUGCGCGGGGAAAGUUGCCGAGAUAUGCGGUGCCGGUGUUUUUGAGGCUGGUUAGGGAAGGGAGUAAUACGGAUAAUCAGAAACAGAAUAAGGGACCGUUGAGGGAGGAGGGGAUUGAGUUGGAUAAGUACGGAUCGAAAGUGCCGGGUGGCAAGGAUGAUGUGGUUAUGUGGAUGAAGCCAAAGGAGGAUAGAUAUGUGCGGUUCACGAUGGAGGACUUGGAGAAGUUGAGGGGUGGGGGUGUGAUGUUGUAG
Parastagonospora nodorum SN15 is the source of this 1893-nucleotide messenger RNA. RefSeq lists its product as hypothetical. Lineage: Eukaryota; Fungi; Ascomycota; Dothideomycetes; Pleosporales; Phaeosphaeriaceae. The transcript is spliced from 2 exons. Bases 1 to 1893 code for a protein of 630 amino acids. Gene Ontology annotation, molecular function: long-chain fatty acid-CoA ligase activity; long-chain fatty acid transmembrane transporter activity. The record is from RefSeq and is a predicted model, not a curated record.